UCUUCGACCAGAUGUUAUGAUUGGUUAGCUGUUGAAUUUGAUGCGGGUUUCAUUCAAACCAAAUACACCCAAGUGAGAAAAUUUACGUUUUGAAACAGACUAAUAAUAAGUUUCUUCUUUCUUCUUGUUCUUGGGACGGGUGGGGUUCUCCCUCUAUUCAGUCCUCUACGCGACUCUACGCCAGUUCUUUUUUCACUGUGCCUCAUCGAUUUUUUUCCUCCCGCAAAGCUGUACCUUCUGAAAUUCGCGUUUUCUUCUUCUUCGAGCAGCUCUAAAUUCGUUGAACUGUGUGCAAUUUUCGAUCUGGGAGCUGUAGGUAAAGGCAACUGUUACUCUGACUCCUUAAUACUAGAGGAUGCAAUGGUCAUGUGUUCUCUAUCAGCUCAUAAAUGAUACAUGUUUCAAUCAAAGGCUAUUCCUAGCUCAAUGGGCCCCAGCAAUGUAGGGAGUAAUGUCAACAAUAACAAUAACAACAGCCCAAAUUUGGCCUCUAGGCAACGUCUACGUUGGACACAUGAUCUCCAUGAACGCUUCGUUGAUGCUGUAGCCCAACUUGGUGGCCCAGAUAGGGCUACUCCGAAAGGUGUUCUCAGAGUCAUGGGUGUUCAAGGCUUAACUAUAUAUCAUGUCAAGAGCCAUCUUCAGAAGUAUCGGCUUGCAAAAUACCUUCCAGAGUCUACAGCUGAUGGUAAAAAGUCUGACAAGAAGGAACCAAGCGAACUGUUUUCCAGCUCGGAUGGUUCUUCUGGUAUGCAAAUAACAGAUGCACUGAAGUUGCAGAUGGAAGUGCAAAAGCGGCUGCAGGAGCAACUGGAGGUACAGAGGCAGCUACAAUUACGGAUAGAAGCCCAAGGAAAGUACCUGAAGAAGAUAAUUGAAGAGCAACAACGACUUAGUGGUUUUCUUGGGGAAGCCCCUAGUUCAAUAAUCCCUGUCCCUGGCUCAGGUGAUAACUGCCCAGAUUCUAAGAGUGACCCAUCAACUCCUGCUCCAACCUCUGAGGGCCCCAUCCAAGACAAGUCUGCCAAGGAAUGCCCACCAGACAAGAGUCUCUCCUGCAAUGAGUCCUCUUCACGCCAUGAACCAUUGACACCAGAUUCUGGUCAUGUAAGUUCCCCAGUAGAGAGCCCAAAAGGUGAUAGAUCAUUAAAGCAAAAGCGGAUGAGCAUUGACACAUUAUGUUCAAAAAAAAUAGAAGUAGUCCUCACUCAUCAGAUAUUGGAGUCAAGCAUGGGCUCCAGAUUCCAGCAGCCAUGCUCGGUUUUUCCAAUCAGAGAGUUUGAACCUUCAUCUGGGACACUCCACAGCAAAGGGGAUCGGCUUGAGAAUGUUUCGUGAAAUGCCAAGCGAUACAAUAAUAUGCAUGGUGUUUCAAGUGCAGGGCUCUCUUUCCUCUUUUUUCUUUUUGUCGCUUUACCCAAUAUUUAUUUACUUCCCGUUUAUUAGGUCAAAUAACUAGGUUUCGACUUUGGAUGUCAGGAGAUUAGUUCAAGUAGAAUUUAUUUUUAACCUCAUUUACCUUUCAGGAAUUUCUUAUAUACUUAAGCUCUCUAUCACAAUUCAGACGGAACACUAUGUAGCCAUGGUUUGUGUAUGUACUGUAAAACAUAGCUUGAAAUAAGAAAUUGUCCAUUUGCUUGCAAUUGCUUUGCAAAUAAUGUA
This is a messenger RNA of Nelumbo nucifera (sacred lotus), 1662 nucleotides long. RefSeq names its product myb family transcription factor PHL7. Gene Ontology annotation, molecular function: DNA binding; DNA-binding transcription factor activity. The record is from RefSeq and is a predicted model, not a curated record. NCBI's taxonomy places the organism in Eukaryota, Viridiplantae, Streptophyta, Magnoliopsida, Proteales, Nelumbonaceae.